AUGGAGACCGGCGGAGCCCUCCUCCCGCCUUCUCCCGCCGCCGCCGCCUCCGCCGGAGAGGAGGGCCCAGAGCGGUGGCGCCGCCAGUCGUCGGAGGAGGAACGGCGGAAUGCGGCGGGCAUCUCCGGCGAGGCGGCGGUGGUGGUGGAGGAGAGCGGAAGGGAGAGGCUGAAGCGGCACAGGGUGGCGAUGGGGGGGAGCGUGUGGAUACCGGAGAGGUGGGGGAAGGAGGAGCUCCUCAAGGACUGGAUCGACUGCGCCGCCGUUGACCGGGCCCUCGUUCCCGCCGGGUUGACCUCGGCCAGGGAGGCGCUCGUGGAGGAGCGCCAACGAGUCGACUCCGUCGUCUUCCCCGCGGAGAGCCAGUGCCUCACCGCUUGGGCCACGUAA
Molecule: messenger RNA, 390 nt
Organism: Spirodela intermedia
Lineage: Eukaryota; Viridiplantae; Streptophyta; Magnoliopsida; Alismatales; Araceae
Source: the annotation of a GenBank genome assembly